AUGUGCGCCAUUGUGGGAUAUGGCAUUAAGAGGGCGCUCAUAUCAGUAGACUUGUCAUCUAAUGUGUUCAAAAUGAUAAGCAUAGAUGAGCGAUACACUAAGCGAGUUGAUCGAUGGUUUAACGACACCACGUGGUUUACGUGCGGCCGAACCACCCGCCUCCCUCAUCCCGCUCAAUGUAGAGCCAUGAAGUUCCGAGUUAGCGCAUUUGGGAGACGCAUUCUGGCGUCGCCUAAUAUAGAGCAUAUACUGGACUUGUUGCCUGAUCUGACGAUCUCCUUGGAUGGCACAAAUACGUACUUGGCAUUGCUUGAUUGGAACAGACUUUGUAACAACGACUGCAUGGCCAAAAGCCAUGAGCAGCCAUGGCAAAGGGUCCAGUCAAACCGGAUCAAAAUUUCCUUAUCCAAAUACUAUGUCGACGAAUUGGGCAUGUCAGUCAGAGAGGGGUAUUUGGCUAUCUAUCAUACGAAUCAGAAGGCUCUGCUCCGUCCCGUUCUUCACACGAUCACUUCCUCUUGUUAUCAUCCCCGUCGUCGCAGCUUUGUCAAGCAAACCGACUCCUUCACUUUGGAGGCACAUUUUAUAAGUCCACAGGCCCUAGUCAUGGCACUCGCAGAGGUAGGGGUGGCUACAGCUGCAGUCGCCCCUGUUGCGCCCGUUGCAGCUGCAAUCACAUUCCCCGUUGCGGCUUUGGCCGUAGGUGCUGGCGCCGUGGCGGUCCGAAUGGGACUGUUCAAUACCUCAGACACCCCUCCGAGAAUGCCCAAGACUCCCAAGAAGAUGCUGAAAAGACUGCUCAAAGUCUAUGGCAAGAAGAAUCACAAGAAGCUGAAGAAAAGAACGCGUUACGAUACGAACAAUAGAAAUACAGCAAGUAAGGACAUCAGGGAUAUGUUUGAAUUCCAGGGCUGCAAAACGCAUACAAAACUGCUUCGGGGUGUGUUUGAUAUUGAGAAUCCACCGGAUUACGAAGCCUGGGUUACUUCAGAUAUCUUGAAUUACAAGAUGCUUGGGCUUGUUUCCUUGCGAAAACGGCUUGUAGUACAGUUGAAGGAUGGAUUUCGCCUCAAUUCUUUCAGUCUGCUACAACGAAAGACUGAUUUCUUCGAAGGGCGCCCACUAAUUAUGCCGUUCCUGUCAACAGCACAGGAAGCGCCCGUCUCGACUCUCGGUUGA
Molecule: messenger RNA, 1179 nt
Organism: Colletotrichum lupini
Lineage: Eukaryota; Fungi; Ascomycota; Sordariomycetes; Glomerellales; Glomerellaceae
Exons: 10
Coding region: 1-1179 (392 amino acids)
Source: RefSeq, a predicted model, not a curated record